This is a messenger RNA of Ostrinia nubilalis (European corn borer), 1342 nucleotides long. Its product is annotated as collagenase-like. The record is from RefSeq and is a predicted model, not a curated record. Gene Ontology annotation, biological process: proteolysis. Gene Ontology annotation, molecular function: serine-type endopeptidase activity. Bases 297 to 1190 code for a protein of 297 amino acids. NCBI's taxonomy places the organism in Eukaryota, Metazoa, Arthropoda, Insecta, Lepidoptera, Crambidae. The transcript is spliced from 5 exons.
AUUAAUGAAUUAAUGCUUUUGAGGAACAAUGUAACGACUUUGACGUUCAUUUUGGCUAUAAGUCCAUUUCACUGCUAUGCUCGCCAGUGGGUACUAUCUACAAUCAGCCCAAAGCAAAAGUGACUGUAUCAUAAAUUACACCAAUAAAAGCCCUAACAGAUAAUCGGGUCCAAAAUACAAACUGUGUAGGUACAAUAAUAAAAUAUCAUUCAUAAAACCCCGCAUUAUCUCAAAUAGAAACCUAUAAAUAUCGAUACUUUUAAUGGAAACUAGUUGCGUUCUCUCAACUCGGUGACAUGAAGUACCUGGUGGUCUUACUUUCCGCAAUAACAGCCAUAUAUGCCAUGGACUUGGCACGGCUGGCGCCGGAGGGUGCCUCUGUUUAUGGGUAUCUGACCAAUAUUGGCAUACCAGAGGCAGAAAGACUACAGAAAGCUGAAGAAGAAUAUUUGGCUGCCGAAAGUGGAGCAAGAAUCAUCAAUGGUCAGCCUUCUCAGCUUGGGUUUUUACCGUAUCAGGCGGGUCUCGUGGUGUCAAUUGUUGGUGUAGUGGGCGUGUCUCUGUGCGGAGGGGCGCUCGUCAGCAACAAUCGCGUGUUGACCGCCGCGCACUGCUGGUUCGACGGCACCAACCAGGCAUCCAUGUUUACCGUAGUGCUGGGCUCUGUCACCGUUUUCAGUGGAGGCACCAAAAUCGAAACCUCGUCCGUGGUAUCUCACCCCGAAUUCAGCGUGAACCCCGCUCGCAACGAUAUUGCCGUCAUCCAUCUGCCUCAAAGAGUCUCUACGACCUCGAUCAUCGCCCCUAUAGCUCUACCGUCUGGGACAGAACUAUAUGAAAGUUUCAGUGGCAACUCUGCUAUUGCUUCUGGAUUCGGAAUGACUAGUCGAUCUGGUAGCUUAACCCUCGACCAGUUCCUGAACUACGUUACUCUUCCAGUCAUCUCCAACACGGAAUGCUUGACAACCUAUCCCUCAACUCUUCAAACCACUCACAUCUGUACCGAUGGGGAGGGACCCAGAGGCACCUGUCAUGGUGAUUCUGGAGGCCCCUUAGCAGUUUUCAGAAACAACAGAUGGAUUUUGAUUGGGCUGAGCUCAUUUGGACCCCGCGAGAGCUGCGAAGCAGGCUUGCCAACGGUCUUCACCAGGGUCACCUCUUACAUGACCUUUAUCUAUCAAAACCUCUGAAGCGCGUUACAAUGUACCUAUACACAUCUAAAUUAAGACUUUGAGCCAAAUGACUAAUUAUAAUUGUUACGUAUCUCAUUGUUUUGUUUUAGUUUAGAUAAUAUUAUGUACGUAUUUUACUUAUUAAUAAAUAAUAGUGAUUAUUAUUUAAU